UUUUUGCCUCUAUUCCAGCAAGUAGUCAACGCUUUUAUAUCAUUACUUGGCUCAAUAUUUGAUUCUGUGUUAUUGUUAUAUUUUAAACAGUGAAUUCCUUUAGUUAUUGAGAUUUUUAAAGCUAGUGAUUCGGUGGUUUAACAAAAUUUUUAACACAUAAAAAAAUGUGGAACUCUAGUAAACACAGUAAUCCUAGCGACCACGGCGUGAUGCAUUUUUACCAGAUGCUUUCUAAAAAAGCUAGUUCAUGGUCUAAUUAUUGAUGUGGCAUAAUUGGUGUUGUUGAUACACUCAGUAAUAUCAAUGGGCAAUUGUUUAUCGUGUUGCAAGGUGCCUACUGCAUCAGGUGGGAUGAAUCAGUCAACUAUCUUGGAACAAAAAAACGGGAGCUGUCAAGGACAUUUGGUUCAAGCAGAAGAAAAUCGCGAACUUCCUGAUGAUGUGGGUACAAGCAAUAAUUCUCGUAAUGAUGGGCAUCGCAGAUCCGCUCGAUCUUGUCACUGUGACGCUAACAGAAUGAUAUACCAUCAUAUUGCACCAUCGAUAGUAUCACCGUGUACUAGCUGCAAUGAUAAUCGUACAGUACCCCUGGUAAUGGUACCAACACCUUUAAUGCAAACCACCGCUCCUAAUGCUGGGUCAGGUCGUUCCAGGCCUCCUCGACGAAGACGACAGAGAUCAAAUGACAAUAAUACAUCUAUCAUGAAUCUUGAUAAUGAAAAUAAUGAAGAAAGGAACAAAAUACAAGCGUUAUUUGAAAAGUAUAAGGCACCAAACGGAAACGCAAUAUCUGUCGAAGGUAUUGAUUUAUUGUGCAAAGAUUUAAAUCUUGCACCUACAGAUUUUCAAAUCUUAGUAUUAGCAUGGAAGUUAAAUGCACGUCAGAUGUGUAAAUUUACACAAAAAGAGUUUGAAGAUGGACUCAAGUCUAUGAAAGUUGAAAGUAUAAAGGAAAUACGUGAAAUUUUACCAACUAUUUGUAAUGAACUCGAAAAAAAUCGUAAACUGUUUAGGGACUUAUACAAGUUUGUUUAUAAGUUCGGUUUGGAUAAUGAAAUUGGUCAAAGAAAUCUUCCUGCAGAUAUAGCAAUUAAGCUUUGGAUUUUAGUUUUUACAAUACAUAGACCAAAUAUUCUCGAUAGAUGGAUAAACUUUUUAGAGUGCCGCAGAGUGAAAUUUAUUACACGUGAUACUUGGCUAAUGUUUCUAGCUUUUAUUGAUUGUGUAAAAGAAGAUUUUUCAGAUUAUGAUGAAUCUGAAGCAUGGCCUAGCCUAUUUGACGAAUUUGUGGAAUUUGAAAUAAAUAAUGGAAUCGUCGUUGAACGUGAAGACUAUGAUGACGAAAAUUUGUGAUUUGUAAAUAAAUAACCGCAAUGCACAAGGAAGUUACUGUAAUAUAAGAUUUUUAAAUCGUUAGAUAAUUGUGCAAUUAUUUAUUAUUAUUUUUUAUUGAAAACGAAUAAAAUUUUUAUUCCGUUGAAGAUACAUUAAAAAUGUACUGUUUUAUAAUUUAUAAUGUAUCAUUAAUUUAAUGGUGUAAUUUACAUUUAGUAUAAUGUGAUAUAACUUUCAUUGUAUACAUGCACUUGAUGGGGAGACUUUUAUAUUUUGAUUUGUACAAAAUUUCUCUUAGGAAAGAAACUGAUAUCAUGUAUGAAAGAUGCAAAUUGCAUGUACAUUUGGGUGACAGAUUUGACAAGCGGAAAAAAUGUAGGCUUAGUGAUAUAGGGUUCGCUUGUGUGUACAGGAUUUGCGUCAAAAAAAAACAAUACCUAGUACACGAGCUAGCAUAGAUAGUCCCGAUUUCCCUAUGUUUACGUUUUUAUCGCGUGUAAGACUAAUGUCACACAAGUAUAUACCAAAUGUUAAACGAUUCAGUUCCCUGCACAAAACGUAAGCCCAGUUUAGUCGGGGUCAUCUGAGUGCAUAACGUACGUCAAUAAUAACAAUAGUAUACACGUAAGCAUGCGCAUUGCCUGCUUCGCUCUGUUCAUGUUUUCUGCUGAAAAGCGAAUCGUUUUACAUCUAAUGUGAUACAACCGAGUGUCUCUAAUUUGGUAUCGAGCAGAAAACGUAAAUUUAGUGCACUAGCGACUCUGCUCAUGCCAACCCGUGUACUAUUAGGAAAUGAGAAAUUUCUAUGACUGUAUAAAGUGAGAUUAUGGAGAGCUACAGCAGCCAAAUUAACGUCAUAUAUAAAGUCACAACGCUUUAAUCGGAUAGAAGUUCUUUGACAAACAUUUUUUUUCAGGAACAUAUUUGAAUACAGAUGAUCUUUAUCACAUCAGAUACUUAAAAAAUGGUUGAUUUAUUUUUAAAAAUUUAUUAACUACUUGGCUCCCGUAAGAGCCUGUGUUUAUGCCCGAUCCUUCUGACAUCUUGCCAUAAAAAUUUCUACCACACAUUUCCUAAUCGUUAUUAAUGUCGUUUAUGUUCACCAUAAAGACAGUUUUACAACAUUAUACGACUGGUUCGAACUUAUUUCUGCUACAGCAAAGAAAUUUAAACAAAGAGUUGUAGGGGUCACUCAUGUGUAUAAAAUUAUCGGCAAUACUAACAAUAGUAUACAGGGUAGCAUAGGCAGGGCCCUUAAUUCGCUAUGUUUACAAUAUCAUCUUGCUGUUGUGGAUUUUAACUGAAACCGAUGUACUUACAAAUAAAAAUGAAAAAUGUUUAAUUGUAAUAAUAUAUUACUCAUCUAUAAAUGAUUUUAUGAGAAUAAAGAUUCAACCAUAAUUUAAAAAGAAGCAAUAUCAUACUUUAAACAUAUCAAAUAAAAAUUUAUGAAAAGUUUAACUACCUUUCACUAUUACAAAAAUACGCUAGUAUAAAGUACACGUAAUAGAAUCACUGGUCUUUUGAAGAAAGAUUUUAAAAUUUUGUGUAAUUUGAACUUUAACAAUGUGUGAUUAAUUUCAUAUAAAUAUAUUUAUAUUAGCAAAUUAUUGUCUACGUCAAUACUCAAUUCUACUCAAUUCUAGAUAUUCAAAAUAGAAUUCAGACUGAAUAUAUUGCUUCAUUGGACAUUUUAUAUAAUUAUUACAUGUAAAUAGAAAAUGUUUUUGUAAAUAAUGAAUGUAAAAGUUUUUGAAUAUUAUUGUAAAAACGAUUUUCACGAAAAAGAAUGACUCAAAAUUGAUUUAAAUGUGUGAUAUUUGACCACUUUUCUAUUUUGUUUGUAGUAAAAACGAUAUUUUAUUAAAAAGAGUAAAAAAAUUGAAAUCAUUGUACACACUUUUUCGCACUGGAAUAAGUAAAUAAUUGGACUAGUUUUUUUAUAUUAAAAAAUAUCUUUACACUAUGCAAAGUAGUGAAGUUAUUUUAUAAUAUUUUCGCGAAUUGUAUCAUAUGAAUCUUUCAUCGUUUAAAAAGACUG
This is a messenger RNA of Trichogramma pretiosum, 3376 nucleotides long. RefSeq names its product DCN1-like protein 3 (gene SCCRO3). The transcript has 4 exons. Lineage: Eukaryota; Metazoa; Arthropoda; Insecta; Hymenoptera; Trichogrammatidae. Gene Ontology annotation, biological process: positive regulation of ubiquitin-protein transferase activity; protein neddylation. The record is from RefSeq and is a predicted model, not a curated record. Bases 304 to 1353 code for a protein of 349 amino acids. Gene Ontology annotation, cellular component: ubiquitin ligase complex. Gene Ontology annotation, molecular function: ubiquitin-like protein binding; cullin family protein binding; ubiquitin conjugating enzyme binding.